UGUUGGCUGACUUCAAAAAAAGUCGUAAAAAGUUUGUUUACAAAAAGAAAUUUAAUUUAAUUCAUUAGCUAUACAUCAUAAUGGCUAAAGAAUUUACAUUAAAUACUGGAUAUAAGAUCCCAAUGAUCGGAUUGGGAACUUAUUUAAUAACCGAAACUGAUUUUACAAAUAAAGUCAUUGAUGAAGCACUUACUGCUGGUUAUCGUCUGUUUGAUACAGCACAUAUGUAUAAUAAUGAAAAGUUCUUAGGUGUUGCAUUCAAAAGUCUGUUGAAAAAGCAUAAAUUAAAGCGUCAAGAUAUUUUCAUAACGACCAAAUUUGUUCCAUCAACCAACUAUAAAACUGAAGAAGACUACCACAAACUUGUUAAAGAAUCACUGGAAAAUUUACAAGUGGAUUAUUUAGACUUGUUGCUUCUUCAUUGGCCUGGAGUUUAUGGAUUGCCGAAUAAAUCAAAAGAAGUAAUCAAAUACAGACAUAAUGCAUGGAAAGCACUAUCAAAAUUCAAGGAACAAGGUUUAAUCAGAUCAAUUGGAGUUUCAAACUUUUUAAUUCGACAUUUAGAGGAACUAAAGACAGAAUGUAAUGUGAUUCCAGCACUUAAUCAAGUUGAGUAUCAUCCACAUUACUUUGAUUUAGAACUUCUUGACUACUGCAAGAAGAAAGGCAUUUUAAUGCAGGCUUAUUCAUCACUUGGAACUAGCGGUGAUCGAUCACUGAGAAAUCAUAAAACAGUUAGAAAUAUUGCAAAGGAACUGAAUAAAUCCUCAUCACAAAUUCUGUUAAGAUGGGCAACCUUGAGAGAUGUCGCAAUCAUUCCAAAAGCAAGUUCCAAAGAUCAUUUGUUCGAAAAUAUCAGCCUUAACUUUGAGAUUCCUAAAGAUAAGAUGGAAAGUUUAGAUAGGUUGUGUAUAAAUGAGAGAUUUGAUUGGGAUCCAAAUGAUAUUAUUUAAACUGAACAUUUUUAUUUUAUGGGACGGUUUAAGCUUUUAAAAAUAUGAACCAUUAUAUUACUUAAAUGCUGUUUAAUUCGAGUUUUAUUAAUUAAUGAGUAAUGUUCUGGAAAAGAACGCUAUAAAUAUGUUAGGGUAAAUGACUUUGAAAUUUGCGCACUCGUAUGAAAACGAAAAUUUAAAAGUUUAUAUCUGAAAAUUGCACUUCUGUUCAGACGAUCAAUGGGAAAUGUCUGCAGAACACAAGCACAGAUGUUUUUUUAUAAUUUUUAGUGGUCUUAAGGCACUAGAAAGCUUAAUAAUUUAUUACCAAAAACUCCAAUACAAAACUUAAAUUUCUUUACAUUUUGAUUUUGAGGUGCAUGC
Chironomus riparius is the source of this 1319-nucleotide messenger RNA. Lineage: Eukaryota; Metazoa; Arthropoda; Insecta; Diptera; Chironomidae. The record is from the annotation of a GenBank genome assembly.